Messenger RNA from Juglans microcarpa x Juglans regia, 1074 nucleotides. RefSeq lists its product as uncharacterized. NCBI's taxonomy places the organism in Eukaryota, Viridiplantae, Streptophyta, Magnoliopsida, Fagales, Juglandaceae. The record is from RefSeq and is a predicted model, not a curated record. The transcript is spliced from 4 exons. The coding region runs from base 1 to 1074 and encodes 357 amino acids.
AUGAAUUGUGUGGAUGAGGUUUGGAGGGAAGAGGUAACUGGGACAUGCUUAUUUCUGUUGGUUGCAAAACUGAAAAAGCUUAAGCUGGCUCUCAGAAGGUGGAACAAAGAGGUUUUUGGGAGGGUUGAUCGGUCGAUUCAGGAAUUAGAGGAGAACAUGGAUGGUCUUGAGGUCCGGAUGCAAGAGGGGGUUCUCCCUGAGCUAGAGCAUGAAUAUUUACGUACAAAAGCUGAUUUGAAGCUUUGGGAAAAUAGGGAGGAACUCAGAUUGGCUCAACAGGCUAAAAAGAAAUGGCUUAAGGAAGGAGACCGUAAUUCAAAAUUCUUUCAUGCGGUAGUAAGCCAACGUAGAAGAGCUUCCGUUGUUUCAAAAAUGACCCUCCCGAAUGGGGUUGUUUUGGAUUCUCAGGAGGCGAUUCAUAAUGCAACGGUGGAUUAUUUCCAGACUUUUCUCACGGGGGAGGGACCUACAGGGACUCCCGAUUUGAGUGGUUUAUUAUCCCCGGUGGCUAAUGUUGAUGAGAACUAUGAGCUUGUUAAGGAGCCUAUUGACGAGGAGGCGACUGUGCUUCCUCGUAUGAUCUCAUGGGAACAAGGUGCUUUUGUUCCGGGGAGUAGUAUUUUUGAGAAUAUUACUCUAGCACAGGAAAUGGUACAUUCACUCCAUCGCCAUACUAAUGGAGGGAAUGUAAUGCUGAAGAUAGAUAUGGCAAAGGCGUAUGAUAGAGUUGACUGGUCUUUCUUAAGAUUGGUUAUGAAGGGUUUUGGCUUGGCUGAUUCAGAAGUCCUUACUCGGUUGCUCCGGCGAAAUUUUGCUCAAGGUAGAAUUACCUCUUAUUUUCAUCCAAGAGGAGCGCCCUUGGUUUCGCACCUUCUUUAUUUAGAUGAUCUCCUUAUUUUUGCAAAUGGGGAGAAGAGAUCCAUUAGAAGGCUUCUUCGUAUGUUGGAUCAGCUUUGUGGAACGAACUUUUCCAGCCAAGUACUUAGGAGUGCCACUAGUGACAAGGAGGCUUACAGCAAGGCAUUUGGAACCGUUGGUGAACAAAAUCCACAAGGUGGCAGGCUGGAAAUUUAA